AUGAAUAUAAGAUCUAGCUGGCUCCAGAGGCUGUGCUGUAGUCAGAAGACACAGCUGCCCUGAGGAUGGAGCAGGGACUCAGCAGGAUCCCAGCCUGGGAGCUGGACAAGUUCAUAGAGGUUCACCUCCUUCCCAACACCAGCUUCCGAACUGAGGUCAAGGCAGCCAUCAUGAUCAUAUGUGAUUUCCUGAAGGAGAGAUGCUUCCGAGGCACUACCCACCCUGUGAGGGUCUCCAAGGUGGUGAAGGGUGGCUCCUUGGACAAGGGCUCAACACUGGACUUGGUGGUGUUCCUUAACAAUCUCACCAGCUUUGAAGAUCAGUUAAAGCGACGGGGAGAGUUCAUCCAGGAAAUUAAGAAACAGCUUUACAAUUUUCAGAAAGAGAGAGAGUUAUGGGUGAAGUUUGAGGUCCAGAGUCCAUGGUGGUCCGAUAUUGCAUGCUGGUUAAACAUUUUAUGGUUGUUCAACAUCCGGGCACUCAGCUUCAAACUGAGCUCCUUCCAGCAUCAGCAGGAGGUGGAGUUUGAUGUGCUGCCGGCCUAUGAUGUCCUGGGUCAACUCAACAUCAAGCCUCACCCCCAAAUCUAUGCUGACCUCAUCAGAGAGUGCACCUCCAAGAAGAUGGAGGGCGAGUUCUCCAUCUGCUUCACAGAACUCCAAAGAAACUUCUUGAAGAGACAUCCACCCAAGCUAAAGAGUCUCAUCCACCUGGUCAAGCACUGGUACCAACUGUGUAAAGAGAAGCUGGGGAAGCCUCUGCCCCCACAGUAUGCCCUGGAGCUGCUCACCGUCUAUGCCUGGGAACAUGGGAGUGGAUUCCCUGAGUUCAAAAUAUCUCGGGGCUUCAGGACAGUCUUGGAACUGGUCAUGAUGCACAGGCAGCUUCGAAUCUACUGGACAGUGUAUUAUGACUUUCAAUACCAAUAUGUCUCCAACUACCUGCACAAUCAGCUCCGCAGAGCCAGGCCUGUGAUCCUGGAUCCAGCUGACCCAACAAGGAAUGUGGCUGGUUUGAACUCAGACGGCUGGUGGCUGCUGUCAAAGGAGGCUCUGGCCUGGCUGCAAUACCCAUGCUUUAAAAACGUAGAUGGUUCCCCAGUGCGCUCCUGGGAUGUGCCGACGGAGGUUGGCGUGCCACAUCAGGAGAACCAGGAGAAUUAUACUUUUCUUAAUCUCUGUAUAUUUUUGUUUUGUCUGUUUCUAUUGUUUCAAGCUCUUCUUCUUCAUAGCACAGGCUAGUCUGGAGUUCACCAUCCUCCUGCCUUAGUGCUGGGAUGACUGUAGUGUAGGCCUGAUGUGCCCUGCCUUCCCUCCAUCCUCAGAUGGACUGAACUUUACAUCCUCCUGUGAGCACAGCAGCGGUUGUCCAGAAGGCUCUGGAGUCAGGGGAUGUGCUCCUCUGUGCAGGCCUUGAUCAGAGAGGGCAGGAUACUGCCCAAGGGAGCAGGUGUCUCUGUGCAAGGCCCUACACUCUUAAGUACCUCUUAUAGAAGAGGUACUCUGCCCAAGGCCCCAGUGAGGGAGUGUCCAACCUGGGGUCAGACUCCAGGCUUUUGACCCCUGCCCCCACACCCUUCCAUCCUGCCCCAUCACAGUCAGCCUGCUUCACCUUCCUUAUCCUCUGACAGUGUUCUCAGGGGACAAGAGAUUCAGAAGGGGAGGGGAGAACUCGAGCUUGACUUCUGUCUGUGUAUUUGUUGGAGGGUUCUGUCCAGUGUUGAUCAACUACAGCAGAUGCCUGUAGUGGAGGGUAUGUGAAGCUAUGAGAAUUUGAAUAAAAGGAAAUCAAAUAUUUCUUGGGGAA
This is a messenger RNA of Cricetulus griseus (Chinese hamster), 1806 nucleotides long. The record is from RefSeq and is a predicted model, not a curated record. Lineage: Eukaryota; Metazoa; Chordata; Mammalia; Rodentia; Cricetidae.